This is a messenger RNA of Cynoglossus semilaevis (tongue sole), 2400 nucleotides long. RefSeq names its product pre-mRNA processing factor 19 (gene prpf19). Gene Ontology annotation, biological process: protein ubiquitination; DNA repair; mRNA splicing, via spliceosome. The coding region runs from base 195 to 1709 and encodes 504 amino acids. The record is from RefSeq and is a predicted model, not a curated record. Lineage: Eukaryota; Metazoa; Chordata; Actinopteri; Pleuronectiformes; Cynoglossidae. The transcript has 16 exons. Gene Ontology annotation, molecular function: ubiquitin protein ligase activity; protein binding. Gene Ontology annotation, cellular component: cytoplasm; U2-type catalytic step 1 spliceosome; Prp19 complex.
GCAGUAAUGCGGUGAUGCACUUUGUGCGUAGAAGAAGAAGUCAGGGUUGUAGCGGCAAUGAAAGAACAGCGUGCUGCUUUAAAAUCCAGCAAAAUAAAAGUAAAGUAUUGAUCAGCCACUGAAAGUUACUGCGAGUAGACCUUUUUCAUCAUACUUCGGAGGUUCUUAGCAAAAUUUAGGACUGCACUUGGAGGAUGUCUUUGGUUUGUGCCAUCUCCAAUGAGGUGCCGGAGCACCCGUGCGUCUCUCCGGUUUCUAACCAGGUGUUUGAGCGCAGGCUGAUCGAGAAGUACAUCGCAGAGAAUGGAACGGAUCCGAUGAACGGUCAGCCUCUGUCAGAGGAGCAGCUAGUGGAUAUUAAAGUUUCCCAUCCCAUUAGACCAAAGGCACCAUCAGCAACCAGUAUCCCUGCUAUUCUCAAGUCACUUCAAGAUGAGUGGGAUGCCGUCAUGCUGCACAGCUUCACCUUGCGGCAGCAGCUCCAGACGACCCGUCAGGAGCUGUCGCACGCUCUUUACCAACAUGACGCCGCCUGCAGAGUCAUCGCUCGACUCACUAAAGAGGUCACUGCUGCCAGAGAAGCUCUUGCCACGCUCAAACCCCAGGCUGGAUUGGUCGCUCCUCAGGCAGUUCCUGCCUCUCAGCCUGCUGCUGCAGGAGCUGGUGGGGAGCCUAUGGAGAUUAGUGAAGUGGGAAUGACCCCAGAGAUCAUCCAGAAGCUCCAAGACAAAGCUACUAUCCUCACCACAGAGAGGAAGAAGAGAGGCAAAACUGUACCAGAGGAGCUGGUCAGAUCUGAGGACCUUGGCAAAUACCGUCAAGUGGCUUCCCACGCUGGUCUUCACAGUGCCAGUGUCCCUGGUAUUUUGGCUCUGGAUCUGUGCCCCUCAGAUACCAACAAAGUGCUCACUGGUGGAGCUGAUAAGAACGUGGUUGUGUUUGACAAGAACGAGGAGCAGAUUGUGGCAACUCUUAAGGGUCACACAAAGAAGGUCACCUCAGUCAUUUACCAUCCAUCUCAGUCCGUGGUCUUCUCUGCAUCUCCAGACACCACCAUCCGUGUUUGGUCUGUCACUGGAGGCAACUGUGUUCAGGUGGUCCGUGCUCACGACGCCGGCGUCACUGGACUCUCCCUUCAUGCUACUGGAGAUUAUCUGCUCAGCUCCUCUGAGGAUCAGUACUGGGCCUUCUCUGAUGUUCAGACUGGUAGAGUGCUUACCAAAGUUACUGAUGAAAGUGCUGAAUGUGCUCUCACCUGUGCUCAGUUCCAUCCUGACGGUCUCAUUUUUGGUACUGGUACGGCUGACUCUCAGAUUAAGAUUUGGGAUCUGAAAGAGCGCACCAACGUGGCCAAUUUCCCCGGCCACUCUGGUCCUGUUACCUCCAUUGCUUUCUCUGAGAAUGGAUACUAUCUGGCCACAGGGGCCCAGGAUAGCUCUCUGAAACUGUGGGAUCUAAGGAAGCUGAAGAACUUCAAGACCAUCACUCUUGACAACAACUAUGAGGUCAAGUCCCUUGUGUUCGACCAGAGUGGCACCUACCUGGCUGUAGGAGGGUCUGACAUCCGUGUCUACAUUUGCAAGCAGUGGUCUGAGGUCCUCAACUUCACAGACCACACAGGAUUGGUGACUGGAGUAGCGUUUGGAGAGAACGCUCAGUUCCUGACCUCUACAGGAAUGGACAGAAGUCUGAAAUUCUACAGUUUGUAAAAAGAAAACUGUAUGGAAAGGGACCAGAGAAAAGGGUCAUGAGAUCCGUGUCACUUUCUGGGACUCAGACUUAGCCUAAACCUGAUGUUUUUAGUAAAAGAAGACAAACACAAAUCAGUGCUAACUCUACUUCUUUAGUGUGUUAGUGUCACAUACAGGAGGAAAAAAAAAUCCCAUGAAAUUUACUGCUAUUUGAUGCACAACAUCACUGUCAGAAUUUGUCCUCAUUAAGAAUAGAUGAAUGAGCUGUAAUGUCUCUGUUUGAUUUGGCAGCAGUUGAUUUUUACUGUAGUUAUUAUUGUUUUGUUUGUUAGUGGGUGGGUGGGACUGAAACUGUGCUAAGACUCUGAUGUUGAGAAUUAUGUGUGGUGUGACAGUGAUCUGCUUUGCUAUAAUAUUCAAAAACUUCAUCAGACUAUUUGUAGGGUCAGAAGAAAAUGUGUCAGAAGGUGAACAAGCAGGAGACAUUUAUUCCAUGGUCACAACUUCAGUCUUGUUUAAAUUCCCCUUUUCAUUUCUUCCAUUAAUACCAGUGUCGCUUUUCCUCUUGUAUAUUCCUUGUUAUUGCUUUUUACCUGUUGCACUGCUGCCCUUUUACAGUAAAAUAAAAUAUCUUUUGUAAUGCCAAAUGUGUGUUAGAUCAAGCAGCACAGGUGGAUCGUCCAGAAUAAAUAAAAUAAGUUUCUGUCCA